This is a messenger RNA of Seminavis robusta, 1525 nucleotides long. The record is from the annotation of a GenBank genome assembly. NCBI's taxonomy places the organism in Eukaryota, Bacillariophyta, Bacillariophyceae, Naviculales, Naviculaceae.
CCAACGAACGUGCUGAUGAACGAGACAACCCUGAACACCAGAAGCCACUGAAACCCAGCCACUUACUUCCAGGUUCUUUGCUCGGGUCUAAUCCUACAAUAGUCUUGCCAAAGAAGGGCCAUUCCAAUUCCUUACCUUCUUCAGACGGCGAGCUACCCAUCUCACACUUCAGUUCCUUAGUUCCUUUUCUUGCCAUAUCCAAGAGCUCAGCCAAGCUCAGCAAGCUAAGAUUGAUCAGGUGCUACGGUGCAGCUUAGGGGUACUAGUAUCAUCCAUCCUUGCAUCCAUAAGUUACCAUGAUGAUGAAUGAGCAGCAUCCCAACAACAACGCCAUGAUGAACCAACAGCAAGCGCAACAGCAAGCACAGCAGCAGCAGCCGGCACUGACGUUCAGCCAUGCAUUGAGGCACGCCAUGACCCACCCGGUGGAUCCGACCAUGGUGCUGAGCGAUCAGGAACGGCACUGGGCCCUCGAACUCAAACGCGCCGUCACUCAGAGUGAGCGGUUGGAUCUGAAGCGUCCCCUCAGCGACUUGGAGUUGACGCAACACGCCAUGAUCGCCCGUGGCAAUGUUAUCGAGGCGCUGGUAAGGAUUGAAGGCAUGGAGCGAUUUCGUCGCGAAUACGACAUUCAAGAUAGCCUGGAACAGGGCAUGUACUUUAUUCGACAGUUCAUGAAGCAACAACCGGGCUAUAUCCUCCACUUUGACGUGAAUCCGCAAACAUACGAAGCUGUCAUGGUCUCGGACAGUGCCGCUUUCUCCCAGCGAUCUGCCUUUGGAGAGAACACGUCGGAAAAUGCCUGGCGGAUCUGCGUGGCCAGCAUUUACUACUAUCAUUUCGCACUGUUACCGACGUUGGCCACCAUGCGACGAGGGGUAUCCGCGACCGUCGAAUGCGACGGUGUUGGAUGGCACAACUUUCGGGUCGAGUACGUGUCGCGGUUGUUUGAAGAAAUGUUUAGCUACCUGCCGGUCAAAUUCCUCGAAUUGCGAGCCUACAAUACCUCCUUGGUCGCCAAUCUACUAUUCAGCAUGGCACGGCCCUUCAUGUCGGCCAGUAUGAGAAAGAGCGUUCAAUUGGGACAUCGAAUAGAAGGGUCCGAUAGCGAUACAGAGGGGCCACGACGGUUAUCCGAGUUUUAUCUACAACCCAACUUGGAAAUGGCACAGCAUCGAAUCUUGCAUCAAUUCCAAACAUUCCUCUCCAUUCGAUUGUACCACGAAAAGAACUUUCGAUUGUGUUGUGCUUAACAAACAUAUGUCAAGCAACAAUGCAACAAUGCAACAACCACUCAACAAAUCGCUGGUGGACAAUGUACAAAACAAAAAGAGCCAGCAUAGCACGCUAUAGAUAGUUAGUUGUUUCCCCUCGAAGUAGCUAGUUAGCUACCGUAGUAGAGGCAGGACCAGGCCAAUCGAGCAAAUCUUACUUGCAAGUCUAACAACCAAUAAGCUCGCGAGUUAUCAUACUAGUAGAACCACAGCGUUUCAAACAAUAUCCGAUUCUAGUUAGUAGUUAGUCC